UCCUGGAAACAAAGACACACAUUGACACAUAUUUAUUCAAGAUGUGAACGUAAAUCUGUUUAGCUCCAAAUAACUUAGAAAUUCUGGACUUAAAUUUCUCGUGUAAUAAUGCCAAUUGCGCCUCCACCUAAAGAGGAAGAACAGCAAGCAACAACAGAAGAAGCAAAAUACGUCCCACCAUUUGGAACAUUAGAAUGGAUACAACAUUGGAGUCAAGAAGAAGGCCUUCUGCCGACUCCGAUCGACGUGUCCAUCACUGGCUCCACAAUAUACUGGUGCCCUGAACUCAAGUGGUAUAACUUCGACGUUUACCCGCACAAAGUUAAACUAACAAACACCGGGUACACGAUUGUAUUUGGCGCAAAAUGGAAAACGGAACGUCCAUACUUAGAAGGCGGUCCAUUCGCAGAGAAGCACAUACUGUCACAGAUCCAUUUCCACUGGGGAGCAGAUAUGACUGAAGGAAGCGACCAUACAGUCGACAAAAGAAGAUAUCCCGGUGAAAUGCAGGUAACCUUCUUCCGUUCUGAAUACAUGACCCAGCAGGAAGCCUUCCGACAUCCCGACGGCGUGGUCAUGGUCUGUUAUAUGAUAAAGUACGGCGUUAACGCAGACGAUCGCUUAAGCUGGGUGAUAGAAGGUUUCCAAAGAAUACAAGAGGCUCAGACCAGCACACGAAUCGGCCCGUAUCCGAUGUCUCGUCUGAUGCCGAUGUUUUGCGAAGACUACUUUUUGUACUGGGGUGGUUUAAAGACAGCAAAAGGUGAAACUUAUGUAGUCAGGUGGUUGGUGCCAAGAGUCACGCUAUUCGCUUCAUUGGAGCAGAUGAAAGAAUUCCGAAAAAUUUGGGAUCCAUGGGAUGAGCCAAACCUACGGAAUUUCAGACCAUUACAGAAUAAUGAAGGCAGGCAUGUCCUUUUCAUCAACCCGCACUGGAAUAAAUAUAACUCACUGCUGCCUAUACCGAGGAUUCCAGAACCUUCUAUCUCUGUUCUGUCACCUGCGUAUCAAGCAAAUCCGUGGAUGCUACCACCGCAAAAUGCAUAUAUGAUUCCAAAUGAAGAUGAGCACCAGGAAUAAUUAUAUUCCUUUAAUGCUGGUUGAAAAGACCUGCGAUAGUGUUCAAUUAUUUUUGGAUCAAAUUCUACAUGCUUAUACAGUAUAUUAUAAAUCUUCUGCAUAA
Messenger RNA from Manduca sexta (tobacco hornworm), 1183 nucleotides. RefSeq names its product carbonic anhydrase 1-like. Gene Ontology annotation, molecular function: zinc ion binding; carbonate dehydratase activity. Bases 109 to 1080 code for a protein of 323 amino acids. The transcript is spliced from 6 exons. The record is from RefSeq and is a predicted model, not a curated record. Gene Ontology annotation, cellular component: cytoplasm. NCBI's taxonomy places the organism in Eukaryota, Metazoa, Arthropoda, Insecta, Lepidoptera, Sphingidae.